Messenger RNA from Lucilia sericata (common green bottle fly), 5376 nucleotides. Its product is annotated as mucin-17-like. The record is from RefSeq and is a predicted model, not a curated record. The coding region runs from base 41 to 5182 and encodes 1713 amino acids. Gene Ontology annotation, molecular function: chitin binding. The transcript is spliced from 2 exons. Gene Ontology annotation, cellular component: extracellular region. Lineage: Eukaryota; Metazoa; Arthropoda; Insecta; Diptera; Calliphoridae.
AAAACUUUUAUAGUAACGAAUUAUUUUUCGAACCUAAACGAUGACAACGAAUAAAAUAUCCAGUGUAUUCCUAUUACUUGUGCUUUCAGCACUUGCAAGUAGCCAAGAACUUGUGGAACAAUCUUCACCCGGUGGACUAACCAAUAUAAAUUGUAAUGGAAAAAUUGCGGUUUGUGUAGGUCCUCUCAUGUAUAAGGACUGUAUAAGCAAUGCUAGAGGUGAAAUGUUUGCCAGUGGUAAUGCAAAGCAGUGUCCAACGAAUUCUCGCUGUGUAAAUGAUGGAGUUGAAAUUUGUGUGCCUUUGAAGACAUCCACUGAUGCUCCAGUAACAGAAGGCAUUGUCAAUAGCACUUCAAGUGCUGCUGUACCUAGUCCCUCAACCGAGGGUCCCCUAGAUCCUGUUGAGCCUUCUGCUGCCCCUGAGGAACCUUCUGCUGUCCCCUCUGAAUCGCCUGUUGUCCCUGUGGAAACUUCUGCAGCCCCUGUGGAACCUUCUGCUGCUCCAGUUGAAACGACCGCAGCCCCAGCGGAACCUUCUGCAGCUCCUGUUGAAACUACUGCCGUUCCAAUUGAAACCACUAAUAUUCCUUUGGAAACAACAGUAAUUCCUGACGUACCUCAGGACACUACGUUAUUGCCUACAUUAGUGCCAGAAUUACCAAUAGAGACAACAAUAAUUCCAGAAGAAACAACUGUUGCUCCAAUUGAUCCUAGUGUACCAGUAGAUACAACAUUAGCACCUGUCGAACCUAAUAGUCCCGUUGAUCCAACAGCGAUACCUGUCGAUCCUACUUCGGGAUCUGUGGAACCAAAUUCUCCAAUUGUAUCAACAAUUUCACCAAUCGCCCCAGAAAAUCCCACCGCAGAUCCCAAUAGUCCAGUUAAUCCCACAAAUAUUCCUGUAAAUCCCACUGAACCUGCAGAUCCAAACGCUCCUGUUGAUCCCAAUGCUCCGGUUGAUCCCAAUACCCCAGUUGGACCAACAUCAUUACCCCUUGAAACAACCACAUUACCGAUUGACACUACUAUUGGACCGUUCGAUCCUAGUGCACCUGUGAACCCAACAGCUCCGGUAGAUCCUACAUCCUUACCUAUUGACACAACCACAGUUUUUGACUCUACAGUUGUGCCAGCUGAUCCCAAUGCACCAGUCGACCCCAAUGCCCCAGUCGAUCCUAAUGCUCCUGUUGAUCCCAAUGCACCAGUCGACCCCAAUGCUCCAGUAGAUCCUACUGCUCCAGUUGAUCCCAAUGCACCGAUCGAUCCAGUAGAUCCAACAUCACUACCUAUUGAACCUACUUUAGGUCCAGUUGACCCUAAUGCACCAGUUGAUCCCAAUGCUCCAGUUGAUCCCAACGCAACAGUCGACCCUAAUGCACCAGUUGACCCUAAUGCUCCAGUUGAUCCCAAUGCACCAGUUGAUCCCAAUGCUCCAGUUGAUCCCAACGCAACAGUCGACCCUACUGCACCAAUUGAUCCCAAUGCACCAGUUGACCCUAAUACUCCAGUUGAUCCCAAUACACCAGUCGACCCUAAUGCACCAGUUGAUCCUAAUGGACCAGUUGAUCCCAAUGCACCAGUUGAUCCUACUCUAGGUCCAGUUAAUCCUAAUGCACCAGUUGACCCUAAUGCACCAGUCGACCCUAAUGCUCCGGUAGAUCCUAAUGCUCCAGUCGACCCUACUGCGCCAGUUGAUCCUAAUACACCAGUCGAACCUAAUGCUCCAGUUGAUCCUAAUGCCCCUCUUGAUCCCAAUGCACCAGUCGACCCGACUGCACCAGUUGAUCCUAAUGCACCAGUUGAUCCCAAUGCAACAGUAGACCCUAAUGCACCAGUUGAUCCCAAUGCACCAGUCGACCCUACUACACCAGUUGAUCCUAAUGCACCAGUCGACCCUACUGCACCAGUUGAUCCCAGCGCCCCAGUAGACCCCAAUGUUCCAGUUGAUCCUAAUGCACCAGUUGAUCCCUAUGCAACAGUAGACCCUAAUGCACCAGUCGACCCUAAUGCUCCGGUUGAUCCUAAUGCUCCAGUCGACCCUACUGCGCCAGUUGAUCCUAAUACACCAGUCGACCCUAAUGCUCCAGUUGAUCCUAAUGCCCCUCUUGAUCCUAAUGCACCAGUCGACCCUACUGCACCAGUUGAUCCUAAUGCACCAGUUGAUCCCAAUGCAACAGUAGACCCUAAUGCACCAGUUGAUCCCAAUGCACCAGUCGACCCUACAACACCAGUUGAUCCUAAUGCACCAGUCGACCCUAAUGCUCCGGUUGAUCCUAAUGCACCUGUCGAUCCAAAUACACCAGUCGACCCUACUGCACCAGUUGAUCCCAGCGCCCCAGUCGACCCUAAUGCUCCAGUUGAUCCUAAUGCACCAGUCGAUCCCAAUGCACCAGUCGAUCCCAAUGCACCAGUCGAUCCCAAUGCACCAGUUGAUCCUAAUGUUCCAGUCGAUCCUAAUGCUCCGGUUGAUCCUAAUGCUCCUGUCGAUCCAAAUACACCAGUCGACCCUACUGCACCAGUUGACCCCAACGCCCCAGUCGACCCUAAUGCACCAGUUGAUCCCAAUGCACCAGUUGACCCUAAUGUUCCAGUUGAUCCAAAUACACCAGUCGACCCUACUGCACCAGUUGAUCCCAAUGCCCCAGUCGACCCUAAUGCUCCAGUUGAUCCUAAUGCACCUGUCGAUCCCAAUGCACCACUCGACCCUACUGCACCAGCUGAUCCUAAUGCACCAGUUGAUCCCAAUGCACCAGUUGACCCUAAUGUUCCAGUUGAUCCAAAUACACCAGUCGACCCUACUGCACCAGUUGAUCCCAACGCCCCUGUUGAUCCCAAUGCCCCUGUCGAUCCCAACGCUCCAGUUGAUCCCAAUCCACCAGUUGAUCCCAAUGCACCAGUCGACCCUAAUGCGCCAGUUGAUCCCAGUGCACCAGUCAACCCUAAUGCUCCAGUUGACCCUAAUGCCCCAGUUGAUCCCAAUGCACCAGUCGAUCCCAAUGCACCAGUCGACCCUACUGCUCCAGUUGAUCCUAAUGCACCACUCGACCCUACUGCACCAGUGGAUCCCAAUGCAACAGUAGACCCUAAUGCACCAGUUGAUCCCAAUGCACCAGUCGAUCCUAAUGCGCCAGUUGAUCCCAAUGCACCAGUCGACCCUAAUGCGCCAGUCGACCCUAAUGCUCCAGUUGAUCCAAAUGCUCCAGUUGAUCCCAAUGCACCAGUUGAUCCCAGUGCUCCAGUCGACCCUAAUACACCAGUUGAUCCCAAUGCUCCAGUCGACCCUAAUGCCCCAGUUGAUCCCAAUGCACCAGUCGAUCCUAAUACUCCAGUUGAUCCAAAUGCUCCAGUUGAUCCAAAUGCUCCAGUUGAUCCCAAUGCACCAGUCGACCCUAAUGCUCCAGUUGAUCCCAGUGCUCCAGUUGAUCCCAAUGCACCAGUUGAACCCAAUGCACCCGUUGAUCCCAAUGCCCCAGUUGAUCCCAAUGCACCAGUCGACCCUAAUGUUCCAGUUGAUCCCAGUGCUCCAGUCGACCCUAAUACACCAGUUGAUCCCAAUGCUCCAGUCGACCCUAAUGCGCCAGUCGAUCCUAAUACUCCAGUUGAUCCAAAUGCUCCAGUUGAUCCCAAUGCACCAGUCGACCCUAAUUCCCCAGCUGAUCCCAAUGCUCCAGUUGAUCCCAGUGCUCCAGUCAACCCUAAUGCUCCAGUUGAUCCCAAUGCUCCAGUGGACCCUAAUGCUCCAAUUGAUCCCAAUACUCCUGUUGAUCCUAAUGCCCCAGUUGAUCCCAAUUCACCAGUUGAUCCUAAUUCCCCAGUUGAUCCUAAUGCUCCAGUUGAUCCCAGUGCUCCAGUCGACCCUAAUGCUCCAGUUAAUCCCAAUGCUCCAGUCGACCCUAAUGCUCCAAUUGAUCCCAAUGCACCAGUUAAUCCUAAUGCACCAGGUGAUCCCAAUGCACCAGUCGAUCCUAAUACUCCGGUUGAUCCUAAUGCACCAGUUGGUCCUAAUGCGCCAGUUGAUCCCAAUGUACCAGUCGACCCUAAUGCGCCAGUCGACCCUAAUGCUCCAGUUGAUCCAAAUGCUCCAGUUGAUCCCAAUGCACCAGUUGAUCCCAGUGCUCCAGUCGACCCUAAUACACCAGUUGAUCCCAAUGCUCCAGUCGACCCUAAUGCCCCAGUUGAUCCCAAUGCACCAGUCGAUCCUAAUACUCCAGUUGAUCCAAAUGCUCCAGUUGAUCCCAAUGCACCAGUCGACCCUAAUGCUCCAGUUGAUCCCAGUGCUCCAGUUGAUCCCAAUGCACCAGUUGAACCCAAUGCACCCGUUGAUCCCAAUGCCCCAGUUGAUCCCAAUGCACCAGUCGACCCUAAUGCACCAGCUAAUCCCAAUACACCAAUCGAUUCUAGUACUCCAAUAAAUCCAAAUGUGCCAGUUACUCCCAAUUCUCCAGUCGACACGAAUGCCCCUGUUGAUCCCAAUGCACCAGUCAAACCUAACUCACCAGUUGACCCUAAUGUUCCUCUUCGUCCAAUCAAACCUGGUCGUCCUGGAAGACCUGGAUAUCCUAGUCGUCCACACCCAGAUUGGUCAUUAAGCAAACCUGAAAAAGCUGAGAAAACUGAAACUGCGGAAACUGAGUCUACCGAAUCUAAGGAACCUGUGAAACAUAAACCUAUUUCGAAAGAAGACGUUUCAGUAGAAGACAAAUCGAAAGAAAAUAAGGAUAAGAGGGAAGAAGAAAAAAAGAAGAAGGAGGAAGAAAAGAGAAAGAAGGAGCAAGAAAAGAGAAAGAAGGAGGAAGAAGAGAAGAAGGAGGAGGAAAAGAGAAAGAGGGAAGAAGAGAAGAAAAAGAAGGAGGAAGAGAAGAAAAAGAAGGAGGAAGAAAAGAAAAAGAAGGAAGAGGAAGAGAAGAACUCAAGUGAAAACAGUGAUGAAAAGAAAAAGCAAAAAGAGGAAGCCAAAAAGGAGCUAAUCAAGAAGAUCACAAAGAAAAUCAAGAAUGGAAAGUGUAAUGAAGAUGACAUUUAUCCUGAUGUGAGAGACUGCAGAAAAUACUAUCGUUGCAUUGAAAAAUCUGACGAGACAAAAUUCGUGCACUUGCAUUGCGAUGAUGACAAACGUUUCGACUUUGAGGAUAAUAAGUGUGUAAAAAAGAGCGAAGCACAAUGCUUGCUUAAGGACGAAUAAAACUGGAAUCUUCAACUAGAGACAACCACUUGAAUGCUGAAUAACUACUGUAUAUUUUAUAAAUCUAUUUUUAAAAUCUGUAUUAAAAACUAAUUAAAUUAUUUUAAACUAUAUUUAUUGAACGAAACAAAAAUAUAAUUCUUUAAAACUUAAUAAAAUUGAAAUAAACGAUUUGAUAUUAGCAAUCUAAAAAA